UGUUGUCCCUUCCUUGGCGAAACCCUUCCAUCGCGACGCCGGAAGCUUCUUCCCCUCUGCCCUUUUCUGCUGCUUCUCCAGCUUAGGAUCCGAUGGACGACCGAUGGAGGAUGCGAAGGUGUCGUCGAUCCCCUUGACGAUCGCCACCGUGGCCUCUCCUCUACCUCUCGGCAACUUACCGGCUCUUCCUCCUCCACUGCAGAAGCACUGGCGACAACUCUCGACCGCAUCAGAUCUCUAAACCUCACCUGUUCCGAGAUAAACCAUGAAAUGAAAGCAGUUAUUUGUGCAUAUGGAACAAUCCAGUUCAGCUGAAAGUUAUGGUCUUGGUGACCAGGCAACUAGUGAUGUUACCGUUCGCUUAAGGAAUGGAGAUGGGAAGCCUGAGUGGUUCCGCUGCCAUUCAUCCAUUCUAAGGAGACAAAGCAAGUACUUUUCAGAUUUGCUUUCCAAGAACAAUCUUAGUAAUCCAAGCCUUGAAUCGCAGAAUUGCAUUGAAGUUCCUUGCAAAAGCGGCGAGUAUGAAAACUAUGUUAAGCUCUUGAAGCUAUUAUAUUUAUCUGAAGAAUCAGUUUCAGACUCAUGGGAUUCUGUCAUGUCUGUGCUUGGUAUUCUUCGAGCUUCAGUUGCUCUUGAGUGCAGAUCAAUCAGCCAGAGCUGCAUCAAUUACUUGGAGGCUGUGCCUUGGGGGGAAGAGGAAGAGGAAGAAAUUGUUAAAGUUGUUUCCACUCUAGGUCCCGAAGCUCAACCUCUUAUAGCCCGGAUAAAACCUGUUGAUUCAAAUGCUACUAAGAAUGUGUUCCUUUCGGCUUUACAUUGUGCUACGACCGUCGGAUGUUCCUUUCCUCCAUUCACAGAUGAUCUAAAAAAUUCUGCACAGGAACAAGUUGAAUACAUGCUUAUGGAGGACGAAGACACUCCAUUGGUUGUCACAGAUGAGGAUGUAAAAUCUGAGGUAAGUGGAUGCCUAUCCAGGAUAUUCACUACACUAGCAACCACACUGGAUUGGCUGCCCUCUGGUUUUAAACAGUCCCCAGAAGCAGCUGAACAACGCCUCUUCCAAACCCUAUCAGACGUCGAGUGGAUGAGCAAUAUACUUCCAAAAUUGGAAAUGAUGAAGGAAUUUGUUUCUAACUGGGCUAUUAUAUCUGAUCACAUGUUAGCAGUCAUUCAAGAUGAGAAGUUUAACUCCACUUUCUGGUCUGUGAAGGCUAAGUUGAUCGAAGUGACUGGGAAAGUGUUGGAUGCUAUUGGAUACGGCAGCGUGGUUCUUCCAACACCAUCCAGAGUCCAGUUCUUGAAGACAUGGCUCCCAUAUAUUAGGGAGCUGAAGCCUAUACUUGAUUCAAAAUGCGUGGAGGACAACUCAUUUCCUCACAAGAUGGACAGCGAUUUAUGUCAGAACAUAGAAGGUGCAAUCACUUCACUUGUGCUUGCCUUGCCAUCAAACGAUCAAGCUGAUAUACUUGCUGACUGGAUGAAGAGAAAUGAGCAGUCGAGUUAUCCGGAUCUGAGUGAGGCAUUUGAAGUGUGGUGUUACAGGGCCAAAACAGCUAAAAGGCGAUUGUUGGUCAACCUUGAUGAAGGGGGCAAUUCAGCUGUCAGCCUCUAAUGUUGCAUUACCUUUGUAGUUUGAUUCAGGUAGAUGGCUUAGGAUUCCUUUGCUAAUGAAUCCCUUGCGAGCUGUACUAUUCCGGAGCUGUUUUUAGGUGCAUGCAUUAGUAAUCCAUCCUGUGUUUUCUCACAAACAAAACUCUCAUAUCCCAAUGAUGCAACAACACAAGAUUACAUGAAGACUGAACACCAAGGAUUUACCAUGAUGGUCAAUAAAAUCUUCUAUGGGCCGGGUUAGGAUCAGUCAUUCUUAAAA
This is a messenger RNA of Zingiber officinale, 1870 nucleotides long. RefSeq names its product BTB/POZ domain-containing protein At3g05675-like. Gene Ontology annotation, molecular function: protein binding. The transcript has 2 exons. The coding region runs from base 293 to 1612 and encodes 439 amino acids. NCBI's taxonomy places the organism in Eukaryota, Viridiplantae, Streptophyta, Magnoliopsida, Zingiberales, Zingiberaceae. The record is from RefSeq and is a predicted model, not a curated record.